AUGACAAAGAGGUCCUGGCCCGCGGGUGUUACGUCUUGGGAGGACACAGUGAAGUUUGCACAGCUGCUGUUUGGCAUGGACAUUCCUUUUGAGAACUAUUCAGAGAGACUGCCGCACGCAACAGAGAAGUCGUUCCUUCUUUUCGCCAAGGGCGCAUGCGCAGAGGGAAGGCCUCUGCGCAAGAUCCAAGAAUUCAUUCCAAAGCAGAUGGAGGAGAUUGCAGAAUGGGAACAAAAUGUUCGUGGCAACUCGUCUAGACCGACCAAGUCGCAGCAGAUGCUCGGAAGGGAUAAAAGCCAGGUGUAUUACUGGAGCGUGCAGUUGACGCGUGCUUCCUGUUUGUGUCGUUCGGUCUUCGGAGCUGAUGCUCAUCAGAAACAUGUGCCGACCUCUGCAGAAGUCUGGGGGACCGCGAGCAAGUUCGCGAAACUAUGGGACGCUACCUUGGCACGGAACUAUGCUCACUUUCAAACUCCACACAUGCGCCCAAUUUGGCUGGACAAGACGUGGCAGGUUUUGUGGAACUGGAACGACCACAAGCAGCACCAUCACAUUGAACCUCACGCAGACUUAUGUGCCACAUACAAUCAUCUGGAUCCUAUCGCUUCUUUGUCCUUCGGUCAUGGGGGUGUACUGACUUUGACGUCCAACAUUAAGAGGUCCAAGACGCCAGUUGGACCGACGAAGAUGUUGUACCAGUCAGACGGGGACGCCUUGCUGAUGGCUGGACAGUUUCAAUCAGAGUUUUUGCACGGCGUACCUGCGCGCCGCACCUGGAGUGAAUUGAGGUCCAGUUCCAUGUAUGCCGGAAUGCAGACGUGGGAGAAAACGGGGAUGAGCCGGGAGAUUGAGAUGCACCAGGGAGCUGUGACGGAUGACCCGCAUGUGCGCAUGAAUUGUACAAUCCGCUGGCACUCCUCACAUUUCCCGGGCUGUCCGCAGGCCUUUGCUGAUCCAUCCGUUCUGGCUCGGCCGGGGGAGUUGUCUACUCCAGCUGCAGGAAGUCGCCAGCGGACUCCACCGAAGGAGUCUUCUACUCAAGCAACUCAACCGCUUUUGACUGGGGCUGCCCAGGCACCAGCUGCCCGCGUGCAGGAACCACCUGUUUUUAGCGGCAUCCGGAGGCAAGAUUCUGUAGACGAGCAGCCAAGCUCUUCCAAGACACAGCGCCUGUCGAGCCUCGAAGAAUCGCAUGAGACGAUUCGGCAUCUUUUGGCUUGUAUUGACGCGUGUGUUCGACACAGCGAGCUGUUCGCGCUGGCAAUUAAUGGCACACCAUUGGUGGGAGCCACGUCGGUCCAUGAGAAAACAUUGCAGAAGAUCGUCGAGACGGUCGACUGCCUGAGGCGGCAGCUCUUGAUCGCGUCGGAGGCCGUCCAGAGAUGUGGCUUCGACGAGUCCAAGGCUGACGCAGUCAACUACAAGGCGCUCGACGUCAUGGCACUGGCCGCGCAGCAGCGAAAAAACAUCCAGAGACACCUCGGCGAGUUUCUCGUGUCAGACCUACGGGGAGGAGGGUCUUGGAUGAUUGAGACAAAAAACCGGCCAACCCAGAACUGCUUGAGGCAGGACCCACAGUACCGGAAGUGUUUGCUUUCGCAUCACCAAUUGGCGUUAUUGCUGCAAGAGGCCUUGAGUGAAGACAUGAUGCGCCAGCAUCAAGAGAUCGCACUGGACCUGAGAACUCACGCUGCAGUGCUGCCAGAGAAGGUGACAUGUGCAAAGAGACACGCUCUAGCCAAGCAACAUCUAAAUGAAGAUCUGGGUCUGGACUCAUAUGACGUGCCAUCGGGCUCCGUGGUCCUGCUCAAGGCCGUGGAAAUUGGCUAUGUGAGUGUGGGGGACGGUAACGAGGCUCGUAGAAUCCAGACGAAUAGGAAUCUGUGGUCGAAGCUGACCGAGGAGCUGACAGUCGCAGAGAUUGCAACUAGCGUGAGAUCAGGGAUCCUGGCAGCCCUGGAGCAUCUGCGCACCUUGGAUGUUGACCGGAAGUUUUGUGAUCGGACCACCGGAGAGACAGCUAGCCAUAACUACGAUGUUUGGGUCUGGCUGACAACGGCGACCUCUCCGAAGCGCUGA
This is a messenger RNA of Symbiodinium natans, 2079 nucleotides long. Lineage: Eukaryota; Dinophyceae; Suessiales; Symbiodiniaceae. The record is from the annotation of a GenBank genome assembly.